Molecule: messenger RNA, 240 nt
Organism: Aspergillus sclerotioniger CBS 115572
Lineage: Eukaryota; Fungi; Ascomycota; Eurotiomycetes; Eurotiales; Aspergillaceae
Product: ankyrin repeat domain-containing protein
Exons: 1
Molecular function (GO): protein binding
Source: RefSeq, a predicted model, not a curated record
AUGUAUUUGGUUUCUCGAGCAGCCUAUCAUGGCCAUGAAAACAUCAUUCGAAUCCUGCUCGACUUCGGGGUGACAGAUCUCGACUCCAAGGACAAAUAUGGGCGCACUCCUCUAUCACACGCCGUACUCACGAGACACGACAAUGUUGUCAAAUUACUUCUCAGUACAGGGAUACCUGAUCCCAACUGUCGGGAUGAUGACGGUCAGACACCGCUCGCGCAGGCCGCGUAUUAUGGCCAU